AUGUGCAUAGUGCAGCAGCAGCAACAGCAGCAGCAGCUCGACGCGUAUCAACAGCAGCAGCAACAGCAGCAGCAGCAGCAACAGCAGCAACAGCAGCAACACAAACAGGAACAGCAACAGCAGCAGCAACAGCAGCAGCAAAAACAGCAGCAGCAACAACUACAACAGCAAGAGCUACCACAACAACAGCAGCAGCAACAACAACACCAGUAG
Eimeria mitis is the source of this 213-nucleotide messenger RNA. RefSeq lists its product as uncharacterized. The transcript has a single exon. The coding region runs from base 1 to 213 and encodes 70 amino acids. NCBI's taxonomy places the organism in Eukaryota, Apicomplexa, Conoidasida, Eucoccidiorida, Eimeriidae. The record is from RefSeq and is a predicted model, not a curated record.